Messenger RNA from Dipodomys spectabilis (banner-tailed kangaroo rat), 2094 nucleotides. It is a transcript of the gene Npl, whose product is annotated as N-acetylneuraminate pyruvate lyase. Lineage: Eukaryota; Metazoa; Chordata; Mammalia; Rodentia; Heteromyidae. The transcript has 12 exons. The coding region runs from base 135 to 1097 and encodes 320 amino acids. Gene Ontology annotation, biological process: N-acetylneuraminate catabolic process; carbohydrate metabolic process. Gene Ontology annotation, molecular function: N-acetylneuraminate lyase activity; 4-hydroxy-tetrahydrodipicolinate synthase activity. The record is from RefSeq and is a predicted model, not a curated record.
GCAGUGCGGAGCGCAACGCGGCGUCGCCCCGGCCACCGAGCGGACCCCGGCGAGCGCAGCCCGCCGCGCGCGGGGCGGACCCACGGACGCGGACCCACAGCUGCCUGGCCUCCGGGCAGACUUUCCGCUGCGCAAUGGCCUCCCCGAAGAAGAAACUGCAGGGUCUCGUUGCUGCCACAAUCACACCAAUGACUGAGAAUGGAGAAAUCAACUUUUCUGUAAUUGGCCAAUACGUGGACUACCUUGUGAAAGAGCAGGGAGUGAAGAACGUUUUUGUGAAUGGCACAACAGGAGAAGGCCUGUCCCUGAGCAUGUCUGAACGUCGCCUGGUUGCAGAGGAGUGGGUGACGCAAGGGAGGAACAAGUUGGACCAGGUGGUGAUUCACGUAGGGGCACUGAGCUUGAAGGAGUCACAAGAACUGGCCCGACAUGCUGCAGAAAUAGGAGCCGAUGGCAUUGCUGUCAUUGCACCUUUCUUUCUCAAGCCAUGGAGCAAAGAUGUCCUGGUUAAUUUCCUAAAGGAGGUGGCUGCCAGUGCCCCUGAAUUGCCAUUUUAUUACUAUCAUAUUCCUGCCUUGACAGGGGUAAAGAUUCGUGCUGAGGAGUUGUUGGAUGGGAUUCAGGAUAAGAUCCCCACCUUCCAAGGGCUGAAAUUCAGUGACACCGAUCUCUUGGACUUCGGGCAGUGUGUUGAUCAGAAUCAGCAGCGACAGUUUGCUUUGCUCUUUGGGGUGGAUGAGCAACUGUUGAGUGGUCUGGUGAUGGGAGCAACAGGAGCCGUGGGCAGUACCUAUAACUACCUGGGAAAAAAGACAAACCAGAUGUUGGAGGCUUUUGAAAGGAAGGACUUCUCUUCAGCACUGAACUAUCAGUUUUGCAUCCAGAGAUUUAUCAACUUUGUAAUCAAACUAGGAUUUGGAGUGUCACAGACUAAAGCCAUCAUGAGUCUAGUCUCUGGAAUUCCAAUGGGCCCACCCCGGCUUCCACUGCAGAAGGCCACCAGGGAGUUCACUGAUCAUGCUGAAGCUAAACUGAAGAGCCUGGAUUUCCUUUCGUUCACUGGUUUAAAGGAUGGAAACUUGGAAGCUUGCAGCUAGUGUCUCUCUGUCCAUGAACAUGAGAAUAUUGAGGCCUAAUUACUGUGGAAAGCAUAUUCUUUACUCAGGGACUUUUUAGAUGAACUAAACCUCUUAUCCGAUGAAAUCUCACAUCAGUCAAUAAGUUUUUAAAUCUCUGUUUUGAGCCUAACAUAUUUUAUAUUGUGAAUAGGAGGGGGAAAUCUCUAAAAGGAGUCAGGAGCCCUAAGUCAUUCAUUUUACAAAAUUUUGGAGAGAAUUUUCAGUUUGUAUGGCUAAAAGGGAAUCCAGGAGAAAACUGUAAUUAAUUUAGUUUCAUCUGCCUUUGGGAGCUCCCAUUAUCUUGAUGACUAAUUCUUAUUAUUUUAAAGUUCUCUAAUUUUAAACUACUCUCACAUAGUUUGGUUUUAAUAGAUAUUCAUUUGGCAUCUAGGAACACUCUGAGCUGUUGCAGUUCGGCAAGCAGUUUAAUACUAAAUUCAAAAUGGUCCAACUCUACAUACCAUCUCACUUGGCUCCUGAGCUGUCUUCAUCACCACUGCACAGCUCUGCUUUCAGAAUAAGUUUGUACUGUUUACCCUCCAAUGACUGGGCCAGGUGAGAACUUGCUUCAGUUCCUCCAAAGGGACUUGUCGGGUGAUGCUAUGGUUCAGAGGUAGUUUGUUGCCCCAAGGAUUCAUCUGUGGAAAACUUAGUUCUCAGUGUGAUGAUACAGAAGAUGAUAGAGCCUUUAAGAGAUGGGACCUGCUAAGAGGUGCUUAAGUCAUGAGGACAGCCCUUCAGAUGUACUGCUGCUCUCCUUCAGGAGUUUUCUAAGACUAAGUUGUUCAAACAGCUUGAGUUGACUCAUCAGUUUUCACUGACUUUCUGACUGGGAUGCGAUCUCUCCACUCACCUAUGUUCCUGCCACAUGACACCAUCCACUAUGAAGUUUCACCGGAGCCCAGCAGAAAAUGGUGCCAUACCACUGAAGCUCUAGAACUAUGAGCUAAAUAAACCUCUUUUCUUUAUAAAGGUA